AUGCGGGCCGUGAGCGGGCACCUUUUCUGGGGGGCGUUGAUGCUGUCACUGGCCAGUCUGGGCCAGAGCGACAAUGUGUACGACGUCGUGAUUUACUCGGCCACACCCGCAGGCCUGGGCGCGGCCUUUAUGCUGGCGAAUCUCUCCUCCACCGUCUCGAUCGCCGUGCUUGAGCCCUCUGGCUACGUCGGCGGCAUGGCCUCGCCCGGAGGCAUCGGCCUGCGCGACCACCGUUAUGCCGAGGAAAUGAGCGACAACGAACUCGUCUGGGGCAUGCUCAACGCCCGCUAUUAUAACUCCUCCGAGCCUGUCUGGCAACCAGACAAUCACGUGGGACACAGCAACUUUCUCACCAUGAUUCGCCAGUGGAAGAACAUUCAUCUCUACAUGAACACCUCCAUCCUCGAAGAUGGCGGUGUCGCCAUGGACGGUGCCCGCAUCACUGCCAUUUCAACCGAUGAUACCAACACGGGUGGAUCUGCCGUCACUUGGCGCGCCCAAUAUUUCGUGGAUGCCUCCUACGAGGGUGAUUUGAUGGCCUAUGCCGGCGCCUCCAUGACUUUUGGCCGUGAAUCCCGCGACACUUACAAUGAAUCGUAUGCCGGUGUAACAGACAGCUCGCAGGCCCAGUUUGACGUUUACGUUGAUCCCGAGUGGAAUGACGGCUCGCUGCUCUCCUUUUUGCGCAAUGGCCCCGAUCCUCGCACUCAUCUGGGCCAAGCAGAUCAUCACGUCAUGGCCUAUUCAUUUCGUGCCUGCCUCAGUCUCGAUCCCGAUAACCAGGUGCCUGUUCCACGCCCCGACGGCUACAACACAUCUGACUUUGAAAUUGCCCGUCGCUUCCUAGCCGGCGAAUUGGCCGCCAAGAAGUCUUUGCGCUUGCCCUGGGGCAACCUGCCUUACUCGGCCUACCCUCCAAACAACAAGCGCGAUGCCUGCUGCGGCUCGGGGCCCGUCGGAAUUGAUGCGCCGGGUCUCGAGUACGGCUACGUUAACGGCACCCGCGCCCAGCGUCGGGCCAUUUAUGACUUGAUCAAGUACUACGUGCAAGGAAUCAUGUAUUUCUGGUUUGCCGAUCCGGAUGCCAAUGUGCCUGCUGACGUGCGAAAGGAACAGUUUGACAACAUGGGCUUGUGCAAGGACGAGUGGCCCGAGAACGGCCAUUUUCCCCCACAACUGUGCGUGUCCCCGGCUUUCAGCGCCGAUCUACUGCGCACACACGCCCCUCGUUCUCUGCAUCGCAAAGCCGCGCUCAUCGCUGCACUACCCUCUUUUUGCGCCUUCGAUGGACCAUACCAACUUGUCUUGCAAUGGUCAGGUGACCAGGUGUAUGUGCAGAAUGAUCGCGUCGAGGCUUCGGCAGAGAAUUGCCGCAAUGACAGCAUCGGCCUCGCUGUCUGGGGGAUCGACAUCCACGAGAUGCAGCGGACUGCCGUUGUGGAUGACACCAAUACAUCACGCAAGAAAGCCUACAACGAAGGAUUGACCUCGCCCAGCAUGGGCGGCGCGUUUUGGUUUGAGCUGCCUUACUAUUUGCUGCUGCCCAAGCGUGCAGAAAUCACCAACGCUCUAAGCCCCAACACCCCCAGCACCAGCCACGUGACGUUUGCUUCUAUUCGCGUCGAGCCCACGCUGUGGCGGAUGGGUGAGGCCUCGGGUGCGGCGAUUCACAUUGCUCUUAACAACAACAACCAGGCUCUACACGACGUGAACGUCUCAGCGAUCCAGGACAUCCUUUUGGAUCAUGGUGUGCCUUAUCACUAUCCCUUCCGCUCGUCCUGUGAAGCACCGUUGCCCCCAACGCCUCAGCCAGCCCCACCGGGCUGCACCGAGUAUACUCUCUCCAAAGCCGGCUCAAGCACUGUGAAUGGCGUGUAUACCAAAAAUGGUAGCGCCUUCGACGGGCCCAACGGCGUGUCCAUUUAUCAAUAUGAGAACCAGUAUCACAUUGCCGUCUCCGGGCACACCAUUUUCUAUGCCGCGGAUGCGACCAACGAAUCUGAGCCACCAGUGGCGGGAUGGACGCCCGUGUCCGGCUCGGCCCCGGCCCCGCUCGUCAACUGCACCAAGACAGGGUGA
Monosiga brevicollis MX1 is the source of this 2079-nucleotide messenger RNA. RefSeq lists its product as uncharacterized. NCBI's taxonomy places the organism in Eukaryota, Choanoflagellata, Craspedida, Salpingoecidae. The transcript has 6 exons. The coding region runs from base 1 to 2079 and encodes 692 amino acids. The record is from RefSeq and is a predicted model, not a curated record.